This is a messenger RNA of Rangifer tarandus platyrhynchus (Svalbard reindeer), 588 nucleotides long. NCBI's taxonomy places the organism in Eukaryota, Metazoa, Chordata, Mammalia, Artiodactyla, Cervidae. The record is from the annotation of a GenBank genome assembly.
AUGAGCUGCUUGGAGCGAGCGCUUCCAACAGGACUGACAACUAACGUCCUGACAGAAGCAGGCGUGUGGACCAGCCACUCACAGGAGAAGGCACGUGAGGAGAUGACGGGCCUGUGGCCCCCUCGAGCCCAGGGGAGAGGCCUGGGACAGAACCUCCCCUCACGACCGUCAGAGAAAACCAACCUGCUGACACCUCCAUCUCAGACUCGUGGCCCCCAGGCCCGUGAGAGACUCCAUUGCUGCUGUCGAAGCCGCCUCGUUUGUGGCAUUUUAACACAGCGGCCCCAACAAGUGCACCCACCGGGUUACGGGCAGGCUCCAAGCUGCGCUAGAGAGUCUCCUGCAGCAAUACAGACGUGGCUCGGGAAGGUGUACCUGUCAAGAGACGUGGGCUCCAAGAUUAGAGCCGACCCUGGCCAACGGGAGGAGGGGCAGGUGACAUUCACGGAGCUGAGGGCGGUGGGACGUGUCCUGGCGUCUGCACGCGGAGCCGAGCAGGCGGUGGAGCACUUGGCAGAGGAGCAGGGAAGGGAAACAAGAGCGGAGGAGGGAGAAGCCUGCAGGCCUGGGUUCUGGACAGAGACGUAG